Molecule: messenger RNA, 933 nt
Organism: Oryza brachyantha (malo sina)
Lineage: Eukaryota; Viridiplantae; Streptophyta; Magnoliopsida; Poales; Poaceae
Product: serine/threonine-protein kinase STY13-like
Exons: 1
Coding region: 1-933 (310 amino acids)
Biological process (GO): protein phosphorylation
Cellular component (GO): plasma membrane
Molecular function (GO): protein kinase activity; ATP binding
Source: RefSeq, a predicted model, not a curated record
AUGCCCAAGUGCGGCGCAGCCCCCUCCAGUCUGGAGAUCGAUCUCUCCAGUCUGGAGAUCAACGACUUUGUUAAGCAAGGGUUACACGGUACGCUGUUCUGCGGCAAGUACCAUGGCCGCGACGUCGCCGUGAAGCUGCUCGAGUGGGGACGGGACGGCCACUCCACGCCGGAAGAGAUCGUCCGCCUUGGAGACUCGCUGCGGGACGCGGUCGACGCCUGGCACGAGAUGGACCAUCCGAACAUUGCCAGGCUCGUCGGCGCAUUCGUUGGUAUCUCGCCACCACCGGACACAACGUCCUUCGUCCUGGUCGAGCAUCUCACCGGAGGAACAUUGAAGGACCAUCUUAUCAAGCAUAUCAACUGCAAAUUAUCGUACCAGAACGCCGUCAACUUCGCGCUGUCAAUGGCGAGAGGGUUGAGCUACCUACACUCGAGGAAGAUCGUGCACCGCAGUGUCAAGACCGAGAAUAUGCUCCUCGACGACAAGCUCAACCUCAAGAUUGUGGACUUUGACGUGGCCUGCAUUGACUCUGACCCAAAGGACAUAACCGCAGUGACAGGCACACCGGGCUACAUGGCGCCGGAGGUGCUUACCGAAAAGUCGUAUAACUACAAGUGCGACGUGUACAGUUUUGGCAUUUGCCUAUGGGAAAUCUACUGCUGCGAGAUGGCCUACAAGGACGCCAGCUUCGCUGACAUCAAAUCAGCGGUUCUCAACAAGCACCUAAGACCCAAGAUCCCAAAGUGUUGCCCACGAGACAUGGCACGCAUUAUGAGGAGGUGCUGGGACGCCGAGCCGGCGUCACGUCCAGAGAUGCAGGAGGUGGUGGAAAUGCUGGAGAAGCUCAACACCAAGAAAGGCCAUGGCAUGGUACCAGCGGGAGAGCCUUCCGGUUGCUUCUGUUUCUCUAUUAGGCGUCGUAGCCUUUAG